AUGAACGGUGCCACGGCUGUUGAUAUCAGUGCCGCUGUGGCGAGCCAGCGUCGUUCCAGCCCCAACCCCAUAACGACGUCCGCUGCCGUGUCGUCGCACGAUGCUGCCGCCGCCAUGGAUCUGCUGGGCUCGCCCACCACACAGUAUCCGCCGGACCGGUCGCUGUUCCCGGGCCAGGACCGCUCGCUCGCCGGCAUCGCUGCCCGGGCUUUUAUGCUUGGCGCCGUGCUGGCGGCCGGCAUGCUGCUGACAACACUGCUGGCUCUGCUACCGGUGCUGCUCUCGGCCGACACGGUCGCCCUGCUGGCACCGCUCUGGCGCCUGCCCUUCUUCGCCGCCGCCUUGGCCGCCUUCCACUUCCUCGAGUUCUACGUCACGGCCGCCCACAACACGCCGGCCGCCUCGGUCGACUCGUUCCUGCUGACGGCCAACUGGCCCGCCUACGCCAUCGCCCACACGGCCGCCUUUGCUGAGUGCUUCGUGCGGCUGACUGUCUUUCGGGGCAGCCACCUCCCCGGGCUCGCACACCUCGCGCCCCUCUGGCCCGCCCGGCCUCUCCUCCUCAUCGGCCUCGUCGUUGUCACCAUCGGCCAGCUCGUCCGCUCCGCCGCCAUGACCCAGGCUGGCCGCAGCUUCAACCACCAGAUCCAGCGGCGCCGCGCCCACAGCCAUGCCCUCGUCACUACCGGCAUCUACGCCCAUCUCCGCCAUCCCAGCUACUUUGGCUUCUUCUGGUGGGCCCUUGGCACCCAGCUCGUCCUCGGCAACUUCGUCUGCUUCGCCGCUUACGCUGCCGUUCUCUGGCGCUUCUUCUCUCGCCGUAUCCGCCACGAGGAACAGCUGCUGAUCCGCUUCUUUGGCGAUGAUUAUGUCAGCUACCAGAAGCGCGUCGGCACCAAGAUGCCCUUUAUCUGA
Messenger RNA from Grosmannia clavigera kw1407, 915 nucleotides. Its product is annotated as prenyl cysteine carboxyl methyltransferase ste14. The record is from RefSeq and is a predicted model, not a curated record. Lineage: Eukaryota; Fungi; Ascomycota; Sordariomycetes; Ophiostomatales; Ophiostomataceae. Gene Ontology annotation, cellular component: membrane; endoplasmic reticulum. The transcript has 2 exons. Gene Ontology annotation, molecular function: protein C-terminal S-isoprenylcysteine carboxyl O-methyltransferase activity. Gene Ontology annotation, biological process: C-terminal protein methylation. The coding region runs from base 1 to 915 and encodes 304 amino acids.